GUUCCUCUACCCUAAACAGCUCUGGUAGCUUCGAUUUCACCACUCGAUCUUCAACAAUGGAAGGAGGAGGAGGCAAUUUAGACGCGCAAAUAGAGCAAUUGCUCAACUUGGAGAAGCAGAUGAGGCUCUCCGGCGACGUCGCCGGAACCAAGAAGGCCGCCACUGACAUUCUUGAGCUCUGCUUCAAAGCCGGUGCUUGGAAGACUCUCAAUGACCAGAUCGUCGUCUUGUCCAAACGCCGUGGUCAGCUCAAGCAGGCUGUAACUGCAAUGGUCCAGCAAGCUAUGCAAUACAUUGAUCAGACACCAGAUAUUGAAACUCGUAUAGAGCUUAUCAAAACACUAAAUAAUGUUUCUGCUGGAAAGAUAUAUGUUGAAAUUGAGAGAGCUCGGUUGAUCAAAAGACUUGCUAAGAUUAAGGAAGAGCAAGGCCAUAUUGCUGAAGCGGCUGAUCUGAUGCAAGAAAUAGCGGUGGAGACUUUUGGUGCUAUGGCAAAAACUGAGAAGAUUGCAUUCAUUCUUGAACAAGUUCGUCUGUGCCUGGAUCGGCAAGAUUAUGUUCGUGCUCAAAUACUAUCAAGGAAAAUCAGUCCAAGAGUUUUUGAUAUUGAUGCUUCAAAAGAAAAGAAAAAACCCAAAGAAGGUGACGGUGUUGUUGAAGAAGCUCCAGCUGAUAUACCAUCGCUCCUAGAAUUGAAAAGGAUCUACUAUGAAUUAAUGAUAAGGUAUUAUAUUCAUAACAAUGAUUACCUUGAGAUUAGCCGUUGCUAUAAGGCGAUAUACGAGAUUCCUUCUGUUAAAGAGAAUCCAGCCCAGUGGAUACCGGUCUUGAGGAAAAUCUGUUGGUACUUGGUUCUGUCUCCAUAUGAUCCAAUGCAGUCCAGCCUUCUUAAUUCCACCCUGGAAGAUAAGAAUCUUUCUGAGAUCCCUUAUUUUAGGUUGCUGUUGAAACAGGUGGUAACUAUGGAGGUCAUACAAUGGACAGCUCUAUGGAAUACAUACAAGGCUGAGUUUGAGAAUGAGAAGAGCAUGCUAGGAGGCUCUUUGGGUGACAAAGCAGCUGAUGAUCUGAAGCAGAGAAUAAUUGAACAUAACAUUCUUGUUGUUUCAAAGUACUACUCAAGGAUUACCUUGAAGAGACUUGCAGAGCUACUGUGUCUGACUAUGCAGGAAGCUGAGAAGCAUCUCUCAGAUAUGGUUGUGUCCAAGGCACUGGUGGCCAAGAUUGACAGACCAAUAGGAAUAGUCUGUUUCCAAACUUCAAAGGAUAGCAACAAUGUUCUGAAUUCAUGGGCUAUGAACUUAGAGAAACUACUUGAUCUUGUUGAGAAAAGCUGCCAUCAGAUACACAAAGAAACCAUGAUUCACAAAGCUGCUCUGAAGGCUUAAAGACUUGAGGUAGAAGUCCUGUCGUGUGGCAUGCUUAGUUUGGGUUUUCAAAAGUACUACGGAUAACUGAGAUUAUGUUUCCUUUUGGAUAAACGCGGACUGAGUUUUCAAUUCCAGCAUUGGAUUAUAUAUCAAGAAUUGAUCAGGCAUAUGUCCCAAAAUAGUUGUUCGCUGGAUAUGGCUCUUAGAACUAAAAGACUUGUGUACUACGGUCACAUAACUUGCCAAUUGAGUGUUUCACUUCUUGUUCUUUGGCCUCAUUCAAGAUGAUAUGGUUCCUGCCUUGUAUCU
Messenger RNA from Fragaria vesca subsp. vesca, 1679 nucleotides. RefSeq names its product 26S proteasome non-ATPase regulatory subunit 12-like. The record is from RefSeq and is a predicted model, not a curated record. Lineage: Eukaryota; Viridiplantae; Streptophyta; Magnoliopsida; Rosales; Rosaceae. Gene Ontology annotation, cellular component: cytoplasm; nuclear proteasome complex; proteasome regulatory particle, lid subcomplex. The coding region runs from base 57 to 1388 and encodes 443 amino acids. The transcript is spliced from 11 exons.